CUGAAGCUUACGUCCGCUCACAAUCACAAUCAUAUUUGAUAUCAAGAUGAAAUAACCUGAAUUUUUAGAAGUUUUAAAUAAAGGAUUGUGAACCAUUUCUACGUCGUGAUCAUCUAUUUUAUCCCACAUCUUUGUGGAAAAGACGGUUUCAAUAGGGUAUACGGAUCUUUGCGUGGAGUGUGAGAAAGCAUAAAUAUUUAGUAUAAAAAUGCACGAAAUAUUUUCAUAAUGAUGUGCAAAAGACUAAUCUAUCAUCUGAUAGACUCAUCUAUUAGCUGGGCUAUGUCGCAAGAAAGAAAGAUGACCGAGAAGAUCCAAUAAGCCAAGGAGUCAGGUGAGGACACUUUUUGGAGGAUAUUUUAAUGAAACAUUCUAUUGAAAAAGCAUUCAAAGAUACCAAAGGAUUUGUGGAUUAUUGUUUCGUGAAUCUUGUAAUUUUCUUCAUCAGUAUGCUCUUCGCUCUGAUGAAGUAAAAGGUAAGAUUCAUUGGACAUUAACAUUAACAAUGGAUUACGACAUGGCGAUAACCCUCCGGCAUAUUGAAAUUAAUUUUAGUAAAGACAGCAUGAUUGACUCAAUAUAGUUUAUCGAAGAAGUCAGAAACAUAAAUACAUUGUCUCCAGAGACGACAUUCAUGAAUAGUUUGGAAAUUGGAGAAACUGGAAAGUCCACAAUUCAACUAGAAGAAGUUGGAAACAUAAAUACAUUGUUUCCUGAGACGACAUUCAAGAAUAGUUUAGAAACUGGAAAAACUGAAAAUUCCACAAUUCAACUUGAAGAAGUUGGAAACAUAAAUACAUUGUUUCCUGAGACGACAUUCAAGAAUAGUUUGGAAAUUGGAGAAACUGGAAAGUCCACAAUUCAACUAGAAGAAGUUGGAAACAUAAAUACAUUGUUUCCUGAGACGACAUUCAAGAAUAGUUUAGAAACUGGAAAAACUGAAAAUUCCACAAUUCAACUUGAAGAAGUUGGAAACAUAAAUACAUUGUUUCCUGAGACGACAUUCAAGAAUAGUUUAGAAACUAGAAAAACUGAAAAUUCCACAAUUCAACUUGAAAAAAUCUGAAACAUAAAUAUGUUGUCUCCAGAGACGACAUUCACGGAUGGUUUGGAAAUUGAAAAUGUGUGGAGCUGCAAAAUAGUUCUCCAGAAUAUACAGAAAUAUGCGCAACUCCAAGAAAAAAAAGAUAUCCUGGAGAUAUAAAUGACAAUAAUAUUAAGGAUAUAACUCCCAAAACAGCUAUAAAAUGCAUCAAGUUGUUAAAAUAAGCCUGUAUAAAAAAAAUCA
Messenger RNA from Cyphomyrmex costatus, 1288 nucleotides. RefSeq lists its product as uncharacterized. The record is from RefSeq and is a predicted model, not a curated record. Lineage: Eukaryota; Metazoa; Arthropoda; Insecta; Hymenoptera; Formicidae. The transcript is spliced from 11 exons. The coding region runs from base 635 to 1066 and encodes 143 amino acids.